Messenger RNA from Acaromyces ingoldii, 2008 nucleotides. RefSeq lists its product as hypothetical. Lineage: Eukaryota; Fungi; Basidiomycota; Exobasidiomycetes; Exobasidiales; Cryptobasidiaceae. The record is from RefSeq and is a predicted model, not a curated record. Gene Ontology annotation, molecular function: acetyl-CoA transmembrane transporter activity. The transcript has 4 exons. Gene Ontology annotation, cellular component: membrane. The coding region runs from base 172 to 1935 and encodes 587 amino acids.
GAGUAUUCUUUCUGGGCGCGCGUCGGGCGGGCAGCGCAGGCAGGCGGUCUUUCUUCCACGUCGACGUCCGCCUCAUCUCGCCACUCGUCUUUUCCUUCUUGCGCCGCAAGUGUUGACAGAGCAGUCCAGCACCGGCGCAUGUCCUCCAGGCCCGCGCAAGUCAACAUCAGGAUGAGUCCAAGCCCUGAUCGAGACGGGAGCGGUCUCAAGCAGCGCAACGGCAGCACCGCGCUGCAGGGGCACGAUGCGGCCGCAUACAUGCCUGGCAGCGGCGGCGGCGUCGAUGGCGACGAGGCCGCCAAGCGGGGCCUGCACGGGUCCGAGGCCAUCGAGGCUGCAAAGGGCGUCGACGGCCAAAAGACGCCGGAGCUGAGUCCGAGCGACGUGAGGGCCAUUGCGCUCCUUGUCGUUCUGUACUUUCUCCAGGGCAUCCCCGUCGGCCUGGCGUUUGGCACGAUGCCGUUCCUGCUCAAGGCGCGGCUCUCGUACAGCGACAUUGGCGUCUUUAUGCUCGCCACGUACCCCUACAGCCUCAAGCUGCUUUGGAGCCCCGUCGUCGACAGCUGCUUUGUCAAUGAGCUCCGCGUCCCCUUUCUCAACAUCAAGCUCAGCCUGGGACGGCGCAAGUCGUGGAUCGUGCCCAUUCAGGCCAUCGUCGGCGUCGUCCUCUGGAUCCUCGGCCAGAACGUAGACCGGCUGCUGCUCGUGGAGCGGCCAAACGUCUACCUGAUCACCGGCCUCUUCUUCUCCCUCGUCCUCUUUGCCGCCACGCAGGACAUUGCCGUCGACGGCUGGGCACUCACGCUCCUCUCGCAGGAGAACCUGAGCUACGCAAGCACGGCGCAGACCGUCGGCCUCAACACGGGCUACUUUAUGAGCUUCACCGUCUUCCUCGCAUUCAACUCCGUCGACUUCUGCAACAAGUACCUCCGCAGCACCCCGCUCGACUACCCUGUGCUCUCGCUCAACGCCUACCUCCAGCUCUCGGCCGUCGCCUUUCUCGCCGUUACUACCUGGCUCCUCUUCUUCAAGACCGAGGACGCCGAGGCGGACGACAAGCCCGAGAUGGACCUGCGCGGCGUGUACGACGUCAUGAUCCGCAUCUGCAAGCUCAAGCACGUCCAGGCAUUCAUCCUCGUCCAUCUCAUCGCCAAGAUUGGCUUCCAGGCCAACGAUGCCGUCACGGGCCUCAAGCUCGUCGAAAAGGGUUUUGGGAAGGAGGACCUGGCGCUGACGGUCCUCAUCGACUUUCCCUUCCAGCUCGUCCUCGGCUACCUGGCUGCGCGCUGGUCCAAGGGCGACAAUGCGCUCCGGCCCUGGCUCCUGGGCUACGUGGCCCGGCUCGGCUUUGCCGUCGCGAGCAUGGCCAUCGUCUGGGGUUUCCCUGCCCCACUCGUGCCCGGGGGCAAGCCCGAGCUCAGCACCGCCUACUUUCUCCUCAUCGUCUUCGUCACCGUCACGGGCAGCUUUGCGAGCACGGUGCAGUUUGUCGGCAUCAGUGCCUUCCACACCCAGAUUGCCGACCCGCUCAUCGGGGGCACAUACAUGACGCUUCUUAAUACUGUCUCCAACCUCGGCGGCACAUGGCCCCGGCCGCUGGUGCUCAAGGCCGUCGACCUGUUUACCGUCUCUUCGUGCGAGGUCACACCCUUUACCGGCAACCUGGCCCUGAAGCAGACGAGCGCGCUGGGCACGCUCGGCAGCGAGUGCACGUCCGACGAGGGAAGGACUGCCUGCAACAAGCUCACAUCCAAGUUUGGCGGCCGCUGCCACAUUGAGACGGACGGCUACUACCUGACGAGCACGCUCUGCGUUGCCGUCGGCGUCGUUGUCCUGCUUGCCUACAUCAUGCCCACGGCGCGCCGGCUCCAGGCGCUGCCCUCGGCCGCGUGGCGUGUGAGCCUGCAGCCGGGCAAGCACAGCCAUGCGAGCUAGUGAGCUCCUCUCAUCCUCCUCCAAAAGUAAUUAGUUGCCAACAAUAAGCAAUAGAAUCACUGCAUACACGGCC